Molecule: messenger RNA, 8514 nt
Organism: Leishmania mexicana MHOM/GT/2001/U1103
Lineage: Eukaryota; Euglenozoa; Kinetoplastea; Trypanosomatida; Trypanosomatidae
Exons: 1
Coding region: 1-8514 (2837 amino acids)
Source: RefSeq, a predicted model, not a curated record
AUGGGGAUCCUUCCCAGCCGCGAGAGCCACGAGUACCCCGGCGCUUUCCACUUUGCGCUGAGCGGCAGUCACGCCAUGGCGAUUCUACCACUGACUGAGCACUUCUUCCCUUCGGUCGACUCACUCGCCUUCCGGCAGCUCUACGCGGGCCGCGACAUGCAAUCUGCCAAAUACAACUUCUCCCUCAUAUCGCCUCAACUCCUGCGCAAGUACCGGCACCGCACCAUGGAGCAGAGGCACGGGAAAGGGGGGGUGGGGGAUGAGGCGAUGGCGCCACCAGCGGGCCGCUGUAAGCCGAAGCCCUACCUUCGGCAUGGCCAGCCGCCCGGUGACGACAGUGACGCAGAUGAGAAGUGGGUCGGUGUUGACACGAUCGACGCGAGCAACUACGGACAGUUCUUCAAGGACGACACGCAGUGCGUGUCGCCGAAUGACCCGCCGUCGUUGUCUCUGGAUUGUGACGAGGAUGUCUGCGAGGAGCUGCAAUGGCCGAACCCAGUAGCGCACUGGCGCACCCACGACCCAGCCAAGCAGCCCAUCCAGGACAGGGAGAACGAGCUGGGCUUCACCGAUGAGCUUAAUUAUGUGAGCUUAGAUGGAAAAGGAGGAGGGCUGCGCUGCCUGCCAUCGUCGCUGUCGCUGCCGUGCUCCUCCAGCCAGCGCCCUCGAUACGGGCAGGCGCACACCGCCUCCACGCAGGCAGGGACUGACAGCACGGCUGCAACUGCGCACUUCACUGCCGAGGAGCGCGACUUGGUGAACCGGUUUUUCGCCCGCAGUCCGGAGGCGCUGUACAACGCGCUGGUUGUGGAGCCGAACAAAGGCUUCCUCGUUGACACAAACAAAGAGAUGUGCCGCUUGUACGCAGCGGAGCAGCGCUGGAAGGAGGCGCGUAACGUUGUGCGCGCCUAUCGGCGCCAGUGCAAGCAAGAUGCCGCUGCUGGCGACGCGGCGCAGCCGGCGGCUGGCGAGUCCCCCAGCCCAUCAAAGGCCCAGCCACAGCGGCGCGUCACGGAGGAGGAGGCUGAGAAGGCGGCCACGGUUUCGCCACCACCGGUAUUUCUGCGGCCGGUGCCUCAAGUGAUCAUGGUUCGCAUGAGCCGUGAAGAAGAAGAGGCGACGCGCGCGACGUACCUCGCGGAGCAACAGCGGUUGCGCAGUUGCUCGGGGCAGCCGCAGCAAAGCCAAUCCGGCGGCGGCGAUGACGCUGCUGCCUCGAUGUCGUCCUCCACCGCUGCUGCAGGGGCCGCCGAGGAAAUUAACAUCCUCCGACCACCCUUGAUAAAGCCGGUCUCUCACCUGCACGUGCCGGCGACGCGCUACCACCGCUUCGAGGACGACCCCAAGUACAGGGACGGCCGCAUCCACCUCGUCGAGGAGGACGGCGUGCUGUACAUGUUCGCCUACAACACCGCCUACGUCGACCCGCGUCUGCGCAUGAGGCAGCAGAGAGAGGAGCUGCUGAAGCAGCAGCACCAAGGGAAGGAGCGGAAACAACAGGAAAGCCAGGAGGAAAGCUUGGUGCGCGGCGAAGCCAGCCGGUCACCUUCCAGCGUGGGGGCUGCAGUCGCCGGCACGGCUGCUGAAGCGGCCGCCAGUGGAACCACAGCAAGCUCACCAGGGAGCUGUAGCACAGAGCGUGACGCAGCUGCGACACCCAUGAUGGGCAGCGGCAGCGGCGACGGCGACGGAGCGCAGUGUCACGCGAACCGGCAGACCUCAUCCUUCUACCACACGGUCUCCGCCUUCGGUAACGAGGAAGACGAGGCAGGCCUCGAAGAACACGGGACCCAAUCCAAAAAGGCCAAGGAUGCAAGCCCUAGGCGCGCGAGCUCCACGGAGGGCUCUCCAGUCGAGGCGGGGACCACCCCCGCGGUCGCUGCGACGCGAACGGAGAACACCGCGGAGGAGGAGGACGAAGAGGAAGACACAACGCUGUCGUCCGCUCGUAGCGGGCCAGGUGGGUGCCAGCGGCGGCAGAGCACGAUCCUGGCGGACCACAACCCGUUGCUGCAGCGUUCCGACGGAAAGCCGAGCACCUCCAGCGACGACGAGGACGAAGACGACGGUGACGAACAGCGCAAAGGCGCGGCAGCCUCAGCGUGCAGCGCCGACAUGACCGCGACCACCCCCACUGGGGCGACAUCAGCAGCAAUGAAGGAGAGGCGGGCGCGCGUGGUACAGCAGCUGGAACUUGUGACGGCGGCUCCUUUCAUCCUCCCCAUUUGCCCGGUGCGCAUUGUCGGCUGCAACGGCUACGCCGAGUCCAGCUGUCGCGGUACGCCGUGGCUGCGCGGCUACGAGGACGAGCCCGAGGAGGACGCCUACGUGGAGUCAUUGCCGGUGAAGCCGCCGAUCAUGUCCGGUGGUGGUUUCAUCGACGCCAACAUUGGUGACAAAAUUCUUAGUCGCGCCUACCUGCUUGGCUUCCAGGUGUAUCGGAACGUCUGCCUCGACGCCGGGCUGCCGAAGACGCUGACGCGGCCUUUCUGGACAUUGGGCUUGCUGUCCAACAUUCCGCUGCUGCAGAUCUCGCGUGAGAUGCGCUUCCGCAUGCGGGCGGCUGCCGCGGAGGUGGAGCUCGGCUACCGAGGCCUGCGCGACAUGAUCAAGGGCACGGAGAACGACCUUCAGUCCUACAUCUACGGCUUUUCGGACAUCCUGCCAUACCUCCAGCGGGUCUCGCGCGCGCGUGUUGAGCUAGCAGAGGCGGAAGCGAAAGCAGCCGCCGCCGCAGAGGGCGGUGACGGGGCGGCAAGCUUGUCGCUGCUCCCCGUUGGGAACGGCGCCUCGGAAACACCGGGAGAAGAGGCCCAAGAGAAUCAGAGCCAGCUGGUCCCGCCCGCCAUUCCGACCCGGUCCUCGCAAGCAGCCGUGCAGCACAACCUGCUCUUCCCACUCAACGAGAUGGAGUUCUACACGCAGUUCACGAUCCGCGGAAACCAGUCCCUCUCCCGCGUCCGCUGCGAGGCGCAGGAAUCGUUCUUUCACCUGAUCGCCGAGGCGACCGCCCCGGUGUCGACGUCGCUCUUUAUGAAGCCGCUGGAGCUGUCCACGUACGACUACGGUGGCGCCAUCCGGCUGCACCUCCUUUGCAACCGCGUGACGGGCGCGGACGAACUGCAGGUGCUGCCGCCGCCGCGCAAUCUCGACCAGCUCCUCUCCGAUCAUCGGCGGCGACUGCAGCUGCGGCGUCAGCCCCCCACGUCGGCGGACGGCAACGCGGCCGCCGCGGCACCGCCGUACCUCGUUUACGCGGUCGUGCACCCAUCUGGUAAGGCGCGAGGGCCCUCGUUGGAGCACUACAAGAGAAAUCUGCAGGCCCCCGAAGACGGUGGCGAUGCAAACACGCUUGACGAGGCGGAGGCGGCCGCGGCGGCCACCGACGGCAUCGGCGGCGACGGAAAGUACGCGGCGCAUCAGUACACAUACCCGCCGGGCUCCUUUGUCGAGAGCGACAUGGUCAUCUACAAUGUCCACAAGGGCCGCUGGGAGCACUUCGAGUACUUCCAUCACCAGCAGCUGGCGCAGCGGCGCGCGCGCGAGCUGCAGGCGCAGGCGGAGAAGGUGACGGGUGAGCCAGACGGCGGCAAGCCGCCGGCGCAGAGCAACAACGACACCACCGAUGCCGCUGCGGCGAAGCAGGCUGCCGAGAGCGGCGAGGCCUGUCGAGGUGCCUUGGUCCCGACCAGUGGCGGCGGCUUCAAAGCCAACGAUGAUGACGAUGCGCAGGAUAUCCACCUCGAGGACAUUCUGCUCUGCUGGAUCAAGCGCCGCCUGCAGAGCGCCACGAUGCGCAACCGCACUGACCCAGGGUGGCUGCGCGACAGCGAGGGGCACAUUGUGCAGGAGGGUCGCUACUACAUCUGGGGCUUCGAGCAAGACGGCCAACAGUAUUUCUACGGUCUGAUCCCAAAGUUCGCCAAGGAAAAGAAGAACAAGCGGCACAGCGCUGCUGGUGGCAACGCGCACAAUCAACAUAAUCAGGACAGCCACACCCGCCGCAUCACCGCGCACGGCAAUGUCUGCGGGUCGUCGAGUGCUUUGAACAGUCAUAGCCGACCUCAAAUCUGCGGCGGCAGCAGCAGCGCUCCUGACCGCCACGGCACACUACCCGAAACCCUCACUCCUACCGCACAGCACGGCCUCGUCAGCGGCUCCAUAAACGGGCGGCCGGCUGAUGGACGCGGCGGUGGCAGGAUGGAGAACAUGGCGGUGCGCUCUGGGCCGGCGUCCGCUGGCGAAAGCUCCAAAAAGCACUCUUCGAUUGCGCCGGCGCCGACGGCAGUGGCGCCGUCCGUGUCGUCGAGCGACGUCAAGGGUGGUGUUGGCGGCAGACUCGACGCACGCGCGGACGCGCCGCUGAACACCGCCUGCCCAGACUCGCAUUCAAGGCGACAGCACCAGCAGCAGCAGCACCCGCGAUCACCCGGUGCCGUGGGCGGGGGUGUUGGACGCGGGGCCGCCUCGUCUGGCGGCGCUGCAGCAAGCGCCAACACGGCCGGCGCGAAUCGCUCGAGCAACCCAGGCAACGCUACCAGUGGUGCGCGCCUACCCGCACAGACAAGCGGCGCACCCCGCACCGGCGCUAGUGAGAAGUCAUCGCCGCCUACGUCGUCGUCCCCUGCGGCAGCUUCGGCGUCAUCGUCCACCUCAUCCCCGGUCGAAACGUCAGGGGCGCCCCCAGCCUUCUCCUACGACACUCCAGGUUUCGCCAACCGACGCGCUGCAGGUUCUCGCGGAGCCGUGUCACCACCACCAUCGGCGCCAGCAGCGUUGGUGGCUCCUAAGGAAUCGGAGGCAGCACUAGCCGGAAGAUCCGGUGUGGCGGCAGUAGGACGCGGUGGCCCGUCCCGUACCGGCACUUUCCUAGCACAAUCGCCGCCGUCGUCCGUGAUCGCUGGAGGAGCUGCAUCCGAGGCAGCCGCAUCGUCCUCAAACCCUCGCACACUUUCCCAACGCCAGGACGGUGUGAGCCGCAUCAGCAGCCGAGGCAAUGUCUCGCGUGAGCAGAACUUCAGAAACUCGGCUACGACCACGGCGCAGUUCAGCCGUCAGUCCGCCACUGCACCGGCCGCGGCGUCUUACACGUCCGCCGAGGAGGUCGGGCACCGCCAAGGACGCGGAGAGCGACGAGGCAACGGAGCAGAGUCGGCGUACGCGUCUCUACAAUCACAACAGCGCCCGCAGCAGCGCGAACCUCGCUCUGCGAACACGUCCCCGCCUCCGCCGCCGCCCCCUGCUGCCCGUCCGUACCCGCCGCACAUCCAACAACACCCGGAGGUGCACUCAGCCAGGUACCCUUCGUCGGGAGGCUCCUCCCUCGCCUCUUCCAACCCCGUAUCGCAGCAGCAGCAGCAGCAGCAACAGCAAGGUUGUCGCAUCAGCGACCCCGGCGCAGUGGCCUUGGGAUACAAAGGUGCUCCGCAGAACCGCUACCAUGCGCCGCAGCACCAGCACGAGUACAUGCAAGCGCCAUCAUCCGCAGCGCACGACCACAGCAGCAAUAAUACCAACUACAGCGGGGGCAGUGGUGCGAACAGGUACGCUGCGACGUCACACACAUCGGGACACAGCUACUCGGACGUGCCCCCUCCUCCUCCCCAGUCACCGCCACCGCCGCCUCCGCUUCUCCCUGCCAGCGCGGAGAACGCGGCGUAUGAGCAACCACACCAAGGCUACUCUGCUCCUGUAGAGCAGCAGCACCACCAGCAACAGCAGCCCUCCGAAUCUCCACCACCGCCACUACACCUCCAUCCACCGACCGUGUAUAUGAACACGGGUGCCGGACAGGCAAGCCUGCGUCCUACGUUGGUGCUCGCCGGGUCACGAGUGCCGUCUCCUCGUCACGUUCAGCAACAGCAGCAGUAUGCCUCCUACAACGCAAGACCUCAUCAGCCGCAGCAGCACGUGUCUCACCAGCCGUCCUACAAAACGCAGCCGGCUAUGGCAAACGUCGUCAGCGGUGCCAGGGUGCAGCAGCCGGAAAUGGCGCCUGGCCCCUGCCACCACCACACCCAGCAGAUGAUGAUGCCCAUGUCCGCGCCGAACGCUGGCCCUGCUGCCCCGCCCCCGCCGCCGGUGCAGGCCAACGCCGCCAUGAACACGAGCUCCUCUCGCUAUGCACCGCACCUUCGGAUGGUGGCCAGUGGCGCCGGAGCGACGCCGAUGCAGGAGCAGCAGCAACUGGCUUCGGUGACGACCGUCUCAGCUGCAUCUCCCUCUGCGCUGGCUGGGGUCAAUAGCAUGUACUCGGACGUGUCGGCUGCCACCGUGGCUCCGUCAGGUUCGCGGCCCACGUCUUAUUACCCCACGACUCCCUCGCAGGUGUCCUACAGCACGUCGUCACAGGCGGCGACAUCCGCCAUACACCCUACAGGACCGCAGAGCAACGCUGUACCUCCUCAUACCGCCUCCGGCCCUCCGGUGCUGCCGCAGCUAAAGCAGCAGCAGCAGCAGCAGCAGCAGUCAACGUACCCUUUGUCAGCGAUGCUGGACGCCAACACCGCAAGUGGGCAAGGAAGUGUCACCAACCAGUGCUACCUUCAGCGAAAGAAGCCGCAAUCGCCUCCGAGCGGCCCAACGUCUGCGACCCCAGGAGGCGCGCGCUACGGCCAGAUGGCGUCACCCACUUCACAGCAGCAUACCUAUCAGCAGCAGAUGGGGACACGCAACGCCAGCUAUGAUGGAGGAAGCAGUGGUCAUACUUACGGCUCUUACGCCGCGUCCACCGCCAAUCCGAGCGCCAACAGCAGCGUCAACCGCGCGGGGCUCUCACUGUCGGCGUCAGCGGCGACGGUGAAAGGGGUUACGGGCGCCUCUGGAACCUCAAUACUUAUGGGCAAUGCCUCCAUGUCUCUGCCGUCUACCGGCAGUGGUAUAGGGCGAGGCGCGCAGGGCUACGCACCGCAACCGUCAGGGUACCCGGCAAGCGGCAGCACGAGUUUCACAGCGGCCCCGGUAGUGGCAGCGGCGACAGGAGCGACCGCACCGACAUCAUCCAUGGUGCCUGGCGCGGAAGGCGGCGCAGUCAAAGCCUUUCCCCCGUACCAGGCCUCGCCGCAUCCACAGCAACAACACCAACAACCAUCACCCCAGCAGCAGCAGCAGCAGCAGCAGCAAGCGAGCGUCGGUGGCAGGGCAGCAGGAGCUCACUCGCCGGCCCCACACCAGUAUCGCGCCACCCCUACUGCCGAGCAGCAGCAGCGAGAUUCGAGGUAUCCACUUCAGGUGAUGGCGCAGUCGUAUAGCAACGACUACAACGGCAACGGCGGUGUACCUGCGAUGGCAGCUGGCGGGAGGGCUUCGAGAGGUGUGGCGGUGGCCAGUGAUGGUUUGGACAGCAGUAGCUACGAUGACGCCGUGCUGCAUGGCAGCCGAGGCGCUCAAGCGGCAGCUGGUGAAUAUCAGUUGUCAUACCAGCAGCAGCAGUAUCAGCAACCGUAUUCACAAUGGCAGCAGCAACAGCACUCCACAUCGGCCUCCUCCCAGCCAUCGUCGUGCGCGCCAACGCCGCUUCCUGUUCAGCAGCAGUAUGCGGCACAGGCAGGUAACGGCAGCGACAACAACGACGGUAGAGGCCACACCCACACGCAAGCGAGCCGCGCCGGUGCCACAGGCAACGUGAACGCCCCCUCAUCGUACGCGCACGAGCAGCGAACAUCACCGUACCCGCAGCACGUGGGGGCGCCGCCCGCGUCUCCGGCAGCAGCUGGUGGUGGUGGCAGUGAUCGCGGUGCAGCAGCCGCUGUGACAGCACCGGCUGCAGUCGCGAACUUGUCUACACCCAUGCAAAGUGCCAGCUCGUUCAACAGCAACGUCGCCACAAGGACGUCUCCCGGCUCAUGUGAAUCCGCGCAGGCGUCAUCCGCUGCGGCGCAGCAGCAGCAGCGUAGCAGUGACAGCUACGGGUACCGUUCUUCACGGUCUGGACCCACCUCGCCGUACUUGCAGGCGUCACCGCAGCAGCAGCAGCGCUCUUCUACUCGGGACACCGCUUCAGCGGGCCCUUUCCACCGUGGCGCAGGCGGUGGUCUUCAACCAAAGGCAAUGAUGAGCGCUGGUGGGGCCCCAUCCGCGUCCGUGAAUCAUGCAUACCCGCUUCACCAGCCGCACCAGCAGCAGCAAGGACGCACUCAUUCAUUCCCUGCGCCAGGUGGGUACUACCAGCACCAAGCUCUAGCGCACCCACAGCAACAGCAGCAGCCGUCCGUAGCAUCGCAGUGGCUUACCGCGACACCAAACGCCAGCGGCACGCUCCUCCGUGCCUCGCCUGGGUCGCAGCAGCGCUACAACCAGCAGUAUCAACGACAGCAGCAGCAGCAGCAGCAGAAACCAGCGUCUCCGUACAUCUCUACGAAGGACGCGGCGGAAGGGCAGAUGCGGAUGAGCGGCAACUACAGCAGCCUCAACGUCCACAGCGGCAAUGUGGGCGUCACGGAGACCCCAUAUGACUCCAACAACAACACGGCGGUGGCGCAGCGCUUCGCCCACAACCCCUACGCGAUGCAGUAG